Messenger RNA from Mugil cephalus (flathead mullet), 1317 nucleotides. RefSeq names its product ecto-ADP-ribosyltransferase 4-like. The record is from RefSeq and is a predicted model, not a curated record. The transcript is spliced from 3 exons. Gene Ontology annotation, molecular function: NAD+ poly-ADP-ribosyltransferase activity; NAD+-protein-arginine ADP-ribosyltransferase activity. The coding region runs from base 151 to 1152 and encodes 333 amino acids. NCBI's taxonomy places the organism in Eukaryota, Metazoa, Chordata, Actinopteri, Mugiliformes, Mugilidae.
GGUAAGUCACAUAGUUGGAAAACACAGGAAGCAAGCUGUAUGAAACAGGAGACACAUUUUUUCUCUAACAGAAGGUCUGAUAGUGACAGCUCGUUGUUUCUAAUACACAGGCCACUCUUCACCACAGUGCUGCUUACGAUGUGAUGCAUCAUGCCUUCCUGGGAGAAGCAAGCCUGCCAGAAGAUAGCCAUAUCUCGUGCCAUCAUUUUUAUUGUUCUUUUGGUGGGAUUGCUGAUUUUGGUUGUCGUAUAUCUGUCAGUCAGCUGGCAGGGUGUGAUUGGGGAGAGUUCCACUCAGGAUGUGACCUACGACCCCACCGACAACAGCCUCGGUGACGACACGUUUGAGGGCUGCAAAUCUAGAGCUACAGUUGUAACUGAUGAAGACAUAAUGCAGAGAUGGGACACCUGCAGUAGAACCUUCACUCAGGCCUGGAGCAAUGCAAAGCAAAAUGUUAGUGAGCCAAUGCACGAGUACAUGGAGAAACGUCAUUCAUUUGCUUUAUACAUGUACACAAAUAUUAUGCUGCAAUCUGUUAAACAGAUGUCUGCAUCUGCAGAAAGAAAUGUGAAACAAAAGGCAACUUUUGAGCCACACUCCCUAUAUUCAUCCCUCAGUGAAGCAAUCCAGAUACUGAAACACAGUCAGGUGAUGUGCCUUAGUACAAGUUACAGAACAGAGACAGUUUUACAUCUGAACACCUCUAACAAGCAGGUUCGGUUCAACACAUUCAUAUUAGGUUCUGAUGAGCGGAACUUUACUGGGAACGCUUCAUGUUUUGAGCUACACUCAUGUUUUGGUGCUGACAUAACACAUUACUCUGCCCUGAAACAGAAGAAUCAGGUGCUGAUUCCCCCCUACGAGGUUUUUAAAGUCACCCACACCCAAACAGGAACAAAGAGUUGUGAAGUGAUCUACAGACUGGAGAGCAACCUGAACUGCGUUUAUGACAGAGACAGCAAUAUGUUGCAUCCAAUAUCACCAUUACCAGUGGAGAGAUUUUGGCUCAUAUUUACCAUUAUUUGUAUUGUAAUCAUAUUUAUUGUGAUACCUUUUGUUAUUAGGAAGGUGUUCUAUAAGAAGACCACUGUUUACAGACCGUCGUAUUUGCAAAGCAGCACUAGCACUAACCCACAUUGGGGCGCCUAUUAGGCUGAUAUUUCCUCGUUGUAAAACUUCAUACGUGGGAAAACAGGACAAUAAGGUUAACAUCUGCAUACCUGAAAUACAUUAACAUAUAUUAUCCAUAAUUAUGUUGUCAUUUUGUAAACGCUUGUAUAAUUUCUCUAAACUAAUAAUAAAUCCAAUCUAAACUAA